Chara braunii is the source of this 837-nucleotide messenger RNA. The record is from the annotation of a GenBank genome assembly. NCBI's taxonomy places the organism in Eukaryota, Viridiplantae, Streptophyta, Charophyceae, Charales, Characeae.
CGCUGAGAAUGCCCCAGCUAUGGCAGACUCAGAGAGGGCCGACUAUGGCUGCUGUCACGGGGAAGAUUGUUCCAGCUCGAGGGCCCAAGGUGUUCGGUUGGGAUCCCGUGUUUGAACCAGAAGGCUACAGUCAGACGUAUGCGGAGAUGGGGAAGGACGAAAAGAACAAGAUCUCACAUCGCGGAAGAGCGCUUCAGAAACUAAAAUCCUUUUUGGAUGAAGGAAAAUUACCCGGGCAGUCGCCUCUUAUGCCAUCCUCGAUUGACGGCGAACGAUGACGAUUCCCCACCUGGAUGGGGCUGAUGGACCUGGGUUCACUCCUCUGGAUUGCGGAUGUACCUGGGUCCAAUUCAUAUGUGGAUUCAUUCCUGGAUUGCGGAUGUACCUUGAUCCAUUUCAUACCUGGAUUGCUCUCCUGCGUAAUGAACCUGCAUCGGAAUAUGGACCAGGGGCGGAUCCGUAGCAGAUGGACCUGGGUUCUCACUCCUGGAUUGCGGAUGUAGUGCAUCUGGAUCCAAUUCAUACCCAGAUUCAUUCCUGGAUUGUCGAUGUACCUGCAUCCACUUCACACCUGGAUUGCUUGCCUGGAUCAUGAACCUGCAUCGGAAUAUGGACCAGGGGAGCCUUGAGGGGUGGGGUCAAUUUUGUAGAUCUUGUUGGAGGUAUACGGAUAUGACAAAGCUGUUUACUUUUUUAAAGUUUUUUUUUUUAAAUUUUUUAAUUUUAUUUUAUUUAUUUUUAAUUCAUUUUGAACUGUGAAGUAGGAAGUCCUUUAAUUUUUGGAUUUUUGCAGGUUUAAUUAACACCUCCGGGGUGAGCGUCGAUGGCUUUUAAGUU